ACAACGUAUGAAGAGAUAAAGUCGAAUUCAACCAGUGAUAUUUACACAUGGCAUCUCAUGGAAAUGUUCUUGUUAUUCAAAGUGACGAACAAUUCAACGCAGAGUUUCAACAAAAUAGCAAUAAAUUGGUGAUUGUGGAUUUCACAGCUUCGUGGUGCGGUCCAUGUAAAAGAAUAGCACCAGUAUUCGAGCAGUUAAGCACGCAAUUUACACAAGCAGUAUUCCUAAAGGUGGAUGUUGAUAUAUGUAAGGGGACAGCUGCCAUUUAUGGCAUCCGAGCAAUGCCAACCUUCCUAUUUUUUCUUCAUGGUCAAAAGUUGGAUGAACUCAGAGGUCCAGACCCAAAAGCAUUAGAAGAAAAAAUUUUACAAUUAUCACUUCAAAGCAAUCAGACAGCAGUGGAUUCUUCUAAAGUGACUAUUGGACGAGCUUUGGAUUGUUUUCGUGAGCUGUUAGAAAACUCCCCUGAUGCCUUUGAUAGUGCCUCACAGCUGCUGCUACGAAUUGCCAACAAUGUCAUAAAAGAGCCAAAGGAAAUCAAAUACAGAACUUUGAAACUUAGCACAAACACUUUUCAAAACAAACUCCUGCCAGUUAAAGGUGCUGUGGAGUGUUUGUUUGCCAUGGGAUUUGAAGAUAAUGAUGAUAAAGUUGUAUUGGAUGAAAAGAAAUCUCUAGAUGAUUUGACAAUCAUCCGUGAUACAAUAUUGGAUGAAAGAAACAAACGAGAAGUCAUGUUACAAACACUAAAGAAGUACUAGCUUGCUGUAAAUUAUAAUGACUCGUGGAAUUUUUAAUUACUUUGGCACGUUGAGGUAAAACUUCACCAUACAUAUAAUAUGUGCGUAAGAUUGCGGUUACGAAAGUAAUUCUUCAAGAUUAAUUGGUUAAAUUGAAAAAUUAGAACAUCUGUAAAUAAUUUUAAGUUAAAUUAUUGUCACAAUGGAACAAGGGAAUAGUUGAAAAAGAAGCAAGUGUGAUUUUUCUUA
Molecule: messenger RNA, 989 nt
Organism: Xenia sp. Carnegie-2017
Lineage: Eukaryota; Metazoa; Cnidaria; Anthozoa; Malacalcyonacea; Xeniidae
Product: monothiol glutaredoxin-S11-like
Exons: 5
Coding region: 48-761 (237 amino acids)
Source: RefSeq, a predicted model, not a curated record